GUGGAAUUUUGAUGUGUCUCUUUGCCAGCGUCCUAGCAGCAUUCAAUCUAGCGCCGUAUCUGUUCUACCAAAUGGCGAGCAAUACGACGAUGGGCGGUGCUGGAAGUAGUAGUUUGGCGUCUUCUGGUGUUACGUCUUUGAAUGCGGUUCCAAUAGGAAUUGGUGGAGCUAUGGGUGCUAGUAGCACCUCAUUAUUAGGUGGUGGAGUAAGUGGUCCCGGGUUUGCGAGUGCGCCAGUUUGGCAUUCGCGUGUUGGUGAUGGUAGUACGGCUAGUUCUGCUGCUCACAUGGCUUCCAUAGCGCCUGCCCCACCGCUCAUGCGUAGUUGGAGCGCACCUUUGCCACCUGAACAGCUUCAACGAGUGAAUGCACGACGUGACGUUGCUAAUAGCGUUUUGGCGGGCUCUGCGGGUACUGAC
This is a messenger RNA of Amoebophrya sp. A25, 419 nucleotides long. Lineage: Eukaryota; Dinophyceae; Syndiniales; Amoebophryaceae. The record is from the annotation of a GenBank genome assembly.